AUGAGAAUAUCUAAAGUUUUUUUUUUAUUUCAUUUUAUUCUGUUAUCGUAUUUUUUCACACCAUGUUUAUCAAACAAUCAACAUGCCACUAGGGGGGCAUUGCAUUGUUUAAAAUCGAUAGAACGUGAACUGGAAAGGAAGAAAAACAAGAGAAAAAAAAUUAUUAUGUAUUCCAUAGGUUCGAUUUUAGGAUUAGCUGCAGUUAUAGCAACAGGGGUAGGGAUUGGUAUGUAUUUUAAAAAGAAAAAAAAAAAUUACGCAGAAGGGUUACAAAAAAUUGAAUCUGAACAGCCCGAUAAAAAAAUAGAUAAACCUGAUUUUCUGUUAACCAAGUCUAAAUCGGAAAAUGUUGAGGUAAAGGGGAAUAAUGAAGCGGAUGAUCAACUCGUGAAAGGUUUUAAAAUCGAUGCCAAGGGUGCAGAAUUGUUUAAUGGAGGGACUAACCUAACUGAUCUUAUGAACAGUGAACCUGUGAUAAAUGAAGGUGUUAAUAUGGAACCUAUCAAGACCGAAUUUGCAAAUAUGGAAUCUGCCACAAACGAAAAGGUAAACCUUGAGACAAUCGUAAGCGAACCUAUGAAUGUUGAAAUAUCCUCAGUUGAAUCAUUAAACACUGAACCCUCCAUAAAUGAUACGUUAAAUGUGGAACCCACAUUAACCGAAUCGGUAAACAUUGAACCCACCUUAAGCGAAACUGUAAAAUGUGAAGAAAGUGUAGAAGGAAACGUGAACCUUGAACGAACAUCAGUUGAAUCAUUGAAUACGGAACCCGCUGCAACCGAAACGGAGAGUAUCGAUCCAGCAUUAACCGAAACUGUGGACGCAGAACCAGCUAUAAGCAAAACAGGUAGCAUGGAAUCCACAACAGCUGAAAGUAUGAACUUUGGGACAUCCGAAACUGAAUCAUUGAAUUCUGAACACGUAGCAGCCGAAACUACAGACGUUGAAACAUUCUCAGAUGAGUCACUGAAUUCUGAACCAAUAACAACUGAAACCACAGACCUUGAAACAUUCGCAGCCGAAUCAUUGAAUUCUGAACCAAUAACAAUCGAAACUGCAGAUGUUGAAACAUCCUCAGAUGAAUCAUUGAAUUCUGAACAAGCAACAACGGAAAUUGCAGAUGUUGAAGCAUCCUCAGAUGAAUCAUUGAAUUCUGAACAAGCAACAACGGAAAUUGCAGAUGUUGAAGCAUCCUCAGAUGAAUCAUUGAAUUCUGAACAAGCAACAACGGAAAUUGCAGAUGUUGAAGCAUCCUCAGAUGAAUCAUUGAAUUCUGAACAAGCAACAACGGAAAUUGCAGAUGUUGAAACUUUUUCAGCUGAAUCAUCGAAUUCUGAACCCUCGAUAACCGAAACUGCGAACGUGGAACAAGCCGUAGACGAAUCAUUGAACGUCAAAUCCAGUGAAAUCGAAAAAUCCAGUGGGGAAAUGGGUAACACAGAAGUAAAUGCUGAACAAUAUGUUGCUGAAGAUCUUUCAACAACUGUUAACGUAGAAGAUAAGGAAAGCAAUGUGACGACUUCAAAAACUGAUCAUUUCUCGGAUUCCAAAUUUGAAGAAAACCUUGAUAAUGCUAAUUCCUCUACAAAAAUCGAAGGUGAAGCUCUUGAUAACACAAUGAAUGACGAAUCAAGAAAUGAAACGAUUGAAUCCGUUUCCUCAUUCAAUACUACUGAAAGCAGUGGAAGUAAUGAUGCCAUACCAGGCCCAAGUGGUAUUAGUGACGGUAUCAGCAAAGUGCACAAAGGAGACAAUGACAGUGACAGUACAGAUUCUAAAGUUUCAGACAACGAUAAACCAUCCCAAAUUAACGAUUCAGAUGUAAUAGAAUCACGUAACUCCCAAGAAAAAUUACCAAAAGAUGGAAUCGAUGAUAUGGCCAAAGUGAUUUCUAAGGAUCUACCACUUAAGAAUGACACCCCUUCGUCAUCUAAAAAUAUAAGUUCAUCAGGAAAUUCAAAUCUAUCAAGAAAUUCAAAUUCAUCAAGAAAUCCAAAUCCAUCAAGAAAUCCAAGUUCAUCAAAAAGUUCAAAUCCAUCAAGAAACCCAAAUUCAUCAAAAAGCCAAAGUUCAUCGAAACAUUCUGGUACUCCUAAAAAAUCCAAUGAACCAAGAAUUUUCGGCUCUUUUUUGAACGGAAGUAAAGGAUUUGGACUUAGAUUAUUUACGGAUUCGUCCAAUUCAAAUGAUAAAAAGGGACGUUCAAAUAACCCAACUAUUAGGUUUAGAAAGCGAGUUGCCUAA
Molecule: messenger RNA, 2244 nt
Organism: Plasmodium gonderi
Lineage: Eukaryota; Apicomplexa; Aconoidasida; Haemosporida; Plasmodiidae
Product: early transcribed membrane protein
Exons: 1
Coding region: 1-2244 (747 amino acids)
Source: RefSeq, a predicted model, not a curated record